This is a messenger RNA of Nylanderia fulva, 311 nucleotides long. The record is from RefSeq and is a predicted model, not a curated record. NCBI's taxonomy places the organism in Eukaryota, Metazoa, Arthropoda, Insecta, Hymenoptera, Formicidae.
UCAUGUCAGGCGCACGGAAUACCUGGGCAUUAAAAUAUUUCACACAAAUAAAUGCUAAACGUGCAAAAUGCAAUAUAUGUGCUAAAGAAAUUACUACUUUUACAUUUAUUAAAAGUAAUGCAAAGACACAUUUAAGAAAGGUCCAUAAUGAAGAAUAUCGCAAUAUUACUUCAGAGAACUCACCAGAAAGUUCGAACAUCAUGGCAUAUUCACGGAGAACCUGGGAGUGGGCAUUGGAAUAUUAUACAGAAAUAAAUGAUGUACAAGCACAAUGCAAUAUAUGUAAUACAAAUAGUUUCUUUUUGUCUUAA